Molecule: messenger RNA, 842 nt
Organism: Colletotrichum navitas
Lineage: Eukaryota; Fungi; Ascomycota; Sordariomycetes; Glomerellales; Glomerellaceae
Exons: 4
Coding region: 95-835 (246 amino acids)
Source: RefSeq, a predicted model, not a curated record
AUUAUAGUUAACUAACUCGCGAUGUGUAGUGUUCUAUUAACCCUCCUUUUUUGCCCUGAAAGUGACGAUUAGUGUAACAGCAACUAUACCCACAAUGUCAACAGUUAAAGCCACGACCUUCGAUAAGUGUUAUCUCCGCGUACGCCAGCAGUAUCAACUAGAGGGUAUUACCCUCCGUAUCAAGCAAAGGGAGGCCCAGCAGAUAAUACUUACAAGAAGGCAUAGGGUUCUCUUAAGCGGCAAUUUCAGGACCAAGAAGCCUGACCUUAUCCGCCUACGGAACCAGACCAUCAAAGUUGACCCUAACGUAGUCCGCAACCGUCGCAACUACCCGCAGUCAACAGAGCCACCCAACGGUAACUCUGAGCCACCUGUUGACCUCCGUGAUACUCAGCGAAUACCCUCUGCGUGGGAAAGUAUUAAAACACCAGCCUCCUCAUCACAAGCCUCUUCGUCGCAGCCACGUAGGGCUAGGCCCUCUGCCACACCUACACCGUUAACAAGCAGCCGCAGUAGCCGUACCUCAAAGUAUAAUAGGCUGGAGGAGCAGGUGCGCCAGCUUGCUACGGCAUUAGCCCUUGAGCGAGACCAGCGGCAGCAACAGCAACGGGCUCAGGCAGAGUUCGAGGUUGCCCAGCAGCAGUUUAGAAGCAAACGUAUCUCUCAGCCAUUCCCCAGCCAACAGCAGUUUGCCUAUCAACUACCUCUUCAGCCUACCUAUCACCAGCCCAUCUAUCAGCAGCAACAGCCGCGGCAGCAACCCAUCUAUCAACAGCAGCCACAGCAACAGCAGCAGCAGCAGCAGCAGCCGCUACAAUGGGUAUAUCAGCCAUAGUCUAGAG